GUUCCCGCCAAGGAUCUGUCAAAAUUAGCAAAAUCGGGAAUAACUUUCGUGUAUAUUUUGGAUUUUACUUUAUCAUAUUUUAAUUUUAGUUCUAAAAAAAUAUCAAUAUGUCGAAACCGGACACAGAGUCCUUUAUAAAUAGGAAUCCGGAUGAAAGUGACGAAGAUUGGAUAGCCGCAAUGGACAAUCUGUGUUCCAAGUUAAAUGUGGAUCCAGUGGCUGCAGCGAAAUCAAAGGAGUCCUUUUCGGAAAUCAAGCGAAAUUAUACAUUAGAUGGAGAUGUUUUACAUUGGAUGGCAUGUGCAUUAUAUGUUGCAUGCCGUACAUCAAUCACCCCCACAGUGCAAUCAGGUAAAGCAGUGGAGGGAAACUGCGUCAGCCUCACUAGAUUGCUAAGACUAUGCAACAUAAGCCUUAUACAAUUUUUUAACAAAAUCAAGAAUUGGAUGGAGAUGGCUUUGAUGUCGACAGACUUCAAGGACAGAAUAACAAGAUUAGAACAUAAAUUUGCUGUGUCAACUGUACUUUUUCGUAAAUUCCAACCUAUUUUCCAAGAACUCUUCUCUGGCUUGACAAAUGAGCCACCUAAAAAUAAUUCUAAAAGCAAAAAACACAAGUUACAUCCAUGCACAACAAAUGCUCUAUUUGAAUUUACAUGGUGUCUGUAUGUUUGUGUAAAAGGGGAAUUUCACAACUCUGCCGACGAUCUAGUUGAUAUGUAUCAUGUCCUACUAUCAUGUCUAGAUUUUGUAUUUGCUAAUGCCUAUAUGUCAAGAAGGAAGGAUUUAAUUAAUCCUGCUUUUAAAGGUUUACCAGAGGAUUGGCAUGAAGAUGAUUUUGAUUUGCCAAAGAAACCACCGUGCAUAAUAUCAGUGUUAUGUGAAAUCAAAGAAGGCUUAGCCGUUGAAGCUGCUACUAUGAAAGAAUACAGCUGGAGGCCUGUAAUUAAGACAUUCUUUGAGAAAGGGAUUUUAAAGGGUAACAGCGAUCAACUAACGGGCUUAUUGGACAUCGGGAGCUUUGACGCAAAUCUGAAAUCAUUGAACAACCUAUAUGAAACAUAUGUAUUGAGCGUAGGAGAGUUUGACGAAAGAAUAUUUUUAGGUGAACAUGCCAAUGAACAGAUUGGCACAAAGAAUAAGGUAUCAGGAGAUGAAAUAUCGCAAGUCAUUGCAUCGUUUGGUCCAAGCAGCCGCGCUUGUCCCGACACGCCUCUCACUGGACGGCGUUAUUUGGCCCAUCGUGAAGAGUUAACGCCAGUGUCGGAAGCCACAAACAGCCUGGCGCGCCUCGCCGCUUUCCUAAGGCACACGAGACCGAAACCAUCGCCACAUCUGCUUCGAUUCUUCGCUGACUGCGGUGUCAGUGAAGAGGCCAUAAAUUCGAACGUAAUCCAGCCGUGCCAAGGCUGGCAGGAGCAGUUCGCCAAUAGCCUCAAGGAGUCCAACUGCAGCAACAAAACCAUCGGCUUCCGAUGCAACAUGGUCACGUGUUUGUACUUCAAGGUUUUGGAGCAUAUAAUCAGAGAGGAGCACAGAAAAAAGCCGCAGUUAUCUUUAAAGAUUCUUUUAUCCCAGGAGACGUACCAGCUCACAGUGUACGCGUGCUGUACGGAAGUAGUAUUGCACGCGUACGGAGUUCACUCGUUGAGGUUCCCACGCGUGCUACAAAUAUACGGGCUCAGUGCGUUCCACUUUUACAAGAUCAUUGAGUUACUGGUGCAAGCUGUUGUAGAGAAACUUAGCAGGGAUGUUAUCAAGCAUCUUAAUGCGGUAGAAGAACAAGUAUUAGAGUCUCUGGUAUGGACGUCAGACAGUCCGCUUUGGGAGCAACUCACAAAGACGCCUGUCCCAGCAUCCACUGAUGUUUAUGUACAGGAGUCCCCCAAUAGCCGGAGGAAUAUAAGUGGUCUCCAAUCGCCUGUGUCUGCAGUAAUCGAUUGUUAUAUAACGCCAAUGGCGGAUCAGGCGAAGAAGCAACUGUUCAAAGACAAUGUUAAACCGGGGCAGUCACUAUUAGUACAAACAAAUAAUGUGAAACAAGAAGUGUCACCAUCCACGUCGCCGCCCCACGCGUCUAGUUCGGAGAGCACGCCCAAUACCACUCCAAAGAAGGCCAACAACUCCUUAAUACUCUUCUUUAGAAAGUUCUACAGUCUAGCAGUGGUGAGAAUGAACGAUUUGUGCACGCGGCUUGGCUUAAUUGACGAGGAGCUGAAGCGCAAGAUCUGGACCUGCUUGGAAUACUCUGUGAUGCAUCAGACUCAGCUUAUGCGGGAUCGACACCUGGACCAAAUUCUAAUGUGCGCUGUCUACGUUAUUUGCAGGGUAUCGAACACAGCUACAAAUCAAGUGGAAAGAACAUUCGCGGAUAUCAUGAAGUGUUAUAGACAGAGGCCGCUAGCAGACAGCCAUGUCUAUAGAUCCGUUUUAAUCAACAGGGGCAACGAAGAAGAAUCACCCGAGAGAGGAGACUUAAUAAACUUCUACAACAAAGUUUAUGUGAAAUGUAUGCAAACCUUCGCGCUCCGAUUCACGGGAAAGCAUAGAGAUGAAUGCAGUCUAUCCCCAUUGCCAGCGGGUAGGGCCGGGCGUGCGGGAAGGUCGCCGGGUGGACAACGCGUGUCUGAAAGGCACCAGUUAUACGUCAAACCGCUCACCACUCCGCCUAACCAUCAGCAUCACCUUACCUAUCGCUUUAGCAGAAGCCCCGCUAAGGAUCUCCACGCAAUCAAUAACAUGGUAUCCUGCGAAGUGGGCGGCAUCAAGCGGGCAGUGGAAGGCAGUGACGUGGUAGUGAAGCGCGCUCGGUACACGGCCGCCGGCGUGGCGCGCAAGUUGCAGGGGCUAGUUAGCGACCGGCAAGCGGUGUGAUGACACGCACUGAUAUAAAACUACCCGCCAUAUUUACACGAGGCAUCCAAAUGAAGUUCAGUCAUAUUUAUUGUAAUACUGUAAAAUGUUGCUUUUAGCUCUCUAGGGUGUAUUCUUUUUCUUUUACAAUCGUUUCUAUUCGACUACGAAAAUGACGAAUUUUUAAAAAUCAAUUACAAAAUAUCGAAAAAAAAAUUUUACGUCACAACAAUCACACGGACCUGCAUUCAGCUAAGUCAGGGAUUUUGUAUAACAAGCGUAUCGCACACUUAUAAGGGUGACAUACCAUGAGCGGUUUAAUGAGUAGGUAAUAAAAGAGUACAUCGCUGAACUAAAGGCCUCUUCCCAACUGGAAAUGAGAUACCGAUAGUGAGUGGUCAUAAUUUUCUAGUGGUGCGCGUGCUAGCGCGGUAAAUGCGCGCGGAUUUAUGGCUUGUUAUAUAAAACCUUUAACGCAUUGAUUGGUGCUACUUGAGCGUUUCUUACAUUAUUCCUAUUGUUUUUACUAUUUAAAUCAGUAAUCCUUGAGAAAGCUGGACAAAUAUAUACACAACAUGUAAUAUUUAAAGGUAAUUUAGUAAAAUUAUGCACUUUUUGCAAUUCACAAAAUAUAUGACAAAAAUCAAAUUAUAUAAAUGAUAUAAAAAAUGAAUAUUCAACUGCGACUGCGUCAUAAUCAAACAUAUCGUCUUCGAUAGUCCCAUACCGCAUAACUAACAUUAUGAAAUAAGUACUAUGCAUUACUGUCUUCUUUUUUGCACGCAAGAGACCGUAGUUUAUUCAUAAGCUAUGUGUUUUCUACCAGGGCUAUAUGCAAAAAAUAAGUCGCAGAAAGUCGUAUUUUAUAUUUCACUUAAAAACAAUAUAUAAAUGUAUAUAUAUAUACAUCCUGUUAUCUAUAUGGGCACGUAAAGCGAUCGACCCUCGCCGAUUCUGUAACUGAAGCCCGUGCCCGCUACAAGAACAAUAUUGAUUUAAAUCUGCUUAAAUGAAUAGUUCAUUUAAGCAGUAAAUUGAUUUUAAAACUAGUCCAUUAGUUGAGAGAAAAUCGUGCAUAUAUUCCAGUUUAAACGUUUAUUCGGUUCCGGACAGUCUCAAUGCGAAAAACUUGCGAUUAUUCCGAAUAAAAAAGAAAAAGUUUUAUAGAUAAAUUUUACAUCUUACGAAAUACAGGUGCGAUUUUGAAUUGAGCUGUGAAUAUUCGAUAUGAAUGAAUAGAAAUAGAAAAAGCAAGUUUUCUUACGCUGUGUUAAAAAGUGUACGCUUGUACGAAUUUAACAAGGCUAAAGUGCUUGAUGUUUGAUUGCUAGAUAUCCGGUAUGGGUUUAUAAUAACGAUAUGCAAUACGAAUACUUCCAGUAUUCGCAUAGAUAUCGAAGCAGAAAUUGUUGCUAACGCUAUAAACAGCCACUUGAUUAGACAACACAAUUGAAGUAUAUUGAUCUCAUAUCUUAUUUAUGUGGACGUUUUUUGUGUUAAUAUGCCAUAUUAUCUAAAGUUGCUCAUUGCUAUAUUAUAGUUAGUAAGUUUUAAGAGUUUUGUAACGGCUG
This is a messenger RNA of Pararge aegeria (speckled wood butterfly), 4423 nucleotides long. RefSeq names its product retinoblastoma-like protein 1. The record is from RefSeq and is a predicted model, not a curated record. The transcript is spliced from 19 exons. Gene Ontology annotation, biological process: cell differentiation; negative regulation of G1/S transition of mitotic cell cycle; regulation of transcription by RNA polymerase II. Lineage: Eukaryota; Metazoa; Arthropoda; Insecta; Lepidoptera; Nymphalidae. The coding region runs from base 108 to 2873 and encodes 921 amino acids. Gene Ontology annotation, cellular component: chromatin; transcription regulator complex; nucleus. Gene Ontology annotation, molecular function: RNA polymerase II transcription regulatory region sequence-specific DNA binding.